Dunckerocampus dactyliophorus (ringed pipefish) is the source of this 6991-nucleotide messenger RNA. Its product is annotated as zinc finger protein 578-like. The transcript has 3 exons. Bases 153 to 1172 code for a protein of 339 amino acids. The record is from RefSeq and is a predicted model, not a curated record. Gene Ontology annotation, molecular function: DNA-binding transcription factor activity; RNA polymerase II cis-regulatory region sequence-specific DNA binding. Gene Ontology annotation, biological process: regulation of transcription by RNA polymerase II. NCBI's taxonomy places the organism in Eukaryota, Metazoa, Chordata, Actinopteri, Syngnathiformes, Syngnathidae.
CAGUUAGCAGAAAGUGUCGCUAUUAGUCCGCGUUAACCCCUUCAGUCCUACGUUUGGGACUUUUGUCUCACGUCAGGAUAAUCUUAGUGUUCUCAGUGAACUUUGAAGCUGCUCGGGUUAUCUUAGGUUGUUAGCUUGCUAACAAACUGAAAAUGUGUAAAGUACAAAUGCUGAGAGCGUUGGUGAAUCAGCGGCUAACUGCGGCUAUUGAAGAAAUAUUUGUAGUGUUGGAAAGAACGAUAGCAGAGUACGAGGAGGAACUUUCUCGAACAAAAGAGGAGAACGAGCAACGACGUCAACUGCUGGAGGCUGUUUUCCAGAACCAUCAAGUUAUGUUACAAAGAGCAGAGGUCACUGAAGAACAUCUUCCCCCUGAGCAGCAGGAGUGGAGCUUCAGGGUGCAGCAGGAGGAGCCCCAGCCCCUCCACAUUAAAAAGCAUGAGGAGGAGCCCAAGCUCCCACACAUUAAAGAGGAAGAGGAGGAUCACAGCAUCAAUCAUGAGGGAGAGCAUCUUGAAGGACUGGAGGAGUUCCCAGUGAUUGGUGUCCCUGUGAAGAGUGAAGAUGAUGAAGACAAAGGUGAAAGUAAGGAGAAGAGAGAGGUGGAGCCUCCAAGCAGCAGCUCAACUCAACACAUGACAACAGAAGCUGAUGGAGACCAUUGUGGAGGAUCACAAGCAGACAACCUCUUAGCUCCACUAACAGAUAGUGACGACACAACGUCACACUCUCCAGACACUGAUGAUGAAGACUCUAAAGCUGAUAUGACAUGUCACACUGACAACACACGCUUUAAAUGCUCUCACUGUGACAAAACUUUUAAACACCGUAGUAGUCUGUGUAGACAUGAGAGAAAUCACACUGACAACACACACUUUAAAUGCUCUUACUGUGGCAAAACUUUUAAUUACCACUGUAAUAUGAAAAACCACAUGAGGCUACACACAGGAGAGAAACCAUUCAAGUGCUCAUUUUGCGAUAAAAUAUUCCCCAUAAAGCAAUAUUUAAAAUCCCACACAGUAAUACACACCAGAGACAAACGUUUUACCUGCUCAGUCUGUGGUAAAAAUUUUUUACGGAAGGCAAAUGUGAAGGCACACAUGAGGCUACACACAGGAGAGAGAACUGGGAAGGAGCAACGUCCACUACUGGAACCUGUUUUCAAGUUGUGACACCCAGAGCAGGAUGGCCACAGCCCCCUCACAUUAAAACAAAAGAGGAGAGUCACAGCGUCAGUCAGGGGGCAGAGCAUCUUGAAGGACAGGAGGAGUUCGCAGUGAGUCCCAGUGGUGAGGAGAGAGAGAUGGAGCCUCCAAGCAGCAGCUCAACUCAACACAUGACAAUAGAAGCUGAUGGCGACCGCUGUCACGGAUAGUGAGCACACAUCACACUCUCCUGACAUUGAUUAAAUACUGAAGCUGAUACGACAUGUCACGCUGACAACAAACGCUUUAAAUGCUCUCAAUGUGGCAAAACUUUUUGUCAACGUAGUGAUAUGAAAAGACAUGAGAUGACACACAGGAGAGAAACCAUUCAAGUGCUCAGUUUGUGAUAAGUCUCCCUGAAGGCACAUUUGAAGUUACAACAGUAAACACUAGAGAGAAACGUUUUACCUAUUCAGGGUGUGGUUAAGGUUUUUUUUUUAAAUUAAAUCCGUAGAUUUAAAUUGGAAUACACACAGGAAAGAGACCAUAUACCUGUUCAGUCUGUGGUAUAGGUUUUGUGCUAAUUUCAGACUAGGAAAAAGCACGAGAAAACACUUGAGAUAAACCAUUUUUUCUGUUAAUAUGCUUCUAUCAUUUAAAUGUAAUAGAAAUGAAAAAAACUACCAGAUUGUCACUCGGUUUCAGUUCAUUAAAUUGCAAACCAAGCUGAGGAAGGGGAAAACAGCCGCUCUUUUAUUAUUGCACUUAUAAUACUGUUAGCCUGUGUACCAAGCCAGUCUGUUAGCGUUUAGCAUCGUUCUCCUGUCAGCUUGCCUGGGUUGAGAUCCCACGGUUGGAAAAAUGUUUUUUUUUUCUGAGGAGAAAAGGAAUUCCUUGUAUUUUCUUUGAUUUUCCGGAAAAUGUCUCUUAUUUUCAAAUGGCAAUAUUCUCAAUAGUUUUUGUCAACAGAAGCCUCUUCACUGGAUUUGUCGAAAGUUGCUUUUUAUUUUAGGAUUGAGUAACUUAGUUGCUGAAUGGGUGACACCGAUCCCCCCAAAUGCACGUUGACGAAAAGUUAUGGCGAAAUGAGUUGCCACUUUCGUCAACGCACAGAAAAGAGCCAAAAAUGUCCACGUGGAUGAAAUCCAAUCAUAUUUACUUUGGUAUUGUAGAUGCUGGGUGUGUUGUUCAUCUAUAAGUGAUGAGACUUCGUCCGGAAGCGUGUAUCUGCAUGCGCACUGCACACGUCUUUGACCGCAACAAUACCGGAAGGAAGUGCCUCUUCUUCGUUGAGUUAUUCGUUGAACAUCGCUGAGGAUAUGAGUACAUCUGCUGGCCAAAUUAGGUACUGCACUGAAUCGUUACUAUGACUACAAUAAGGUUAGUGUGAAAUGACUUAUUGAUAUAUUGAUUGACAGCAGGUCUACUUAUUGUUACACAUUUUAUUAUUCAGAUGCUUUAGGCAGCCGAAAUAAACUAGAUGCCGUAUACUUUAUAUUUUGGUUGACUCAAAUGUUGUGAAAUUUAGUAAACAAAAAUGACCUAAAUCAAUUUAGAUGGCUAAAAUUAAGAUAAAUACAUUUUUUUCAAAAGACUAAAUAAUAAACUGCUCCCCAAUUUAACACUGGAUCUGCGGUACUCUCCACUUAACAAGGAACAUGUCAGUCACUUGUAACCCACAAUGAAAAGCAUAAAGUCAAUUAUCAAUAUCUACAACUGAUUAAGAUUUGUAAAUACGUUGUUUAAAUGAGCAAAGCGUCCUUUUGAAUGACAUAAGUAAGCUUUCAAAUUAAAAACUAUGUUUAAAAGAUAAAGUGUGCAUAUUACUGGUUACUCAUCAGCUGAGAAGCAUUCUAUCCCUUUAAGGCAGGUAUGUCAAACUCGUGCCGUGGAUGGCAGAGACACUGCAGGUUUUCUUUCCACCCGGUCGCUAAAGCAGGGUUUUUUAAUGAUAAACACCUCUUUCAGUUCGAGGGAAUGAGCUCAUCAAUUAAAUCACCUGCUGGAGAAAAUGUUAGGAGAGAAAACCUGCAGUGCCUCGGCCAUCCACUGACACGUGCUUUAAGAGUAGCGCUGAAGUACUUGGACAGAAAAUAGCCCAGUAAUCCCCUUUAAGAGCACGAGGCCCCUCAGUGCGCAGAUAGCAGGCUAUCGAGAAGAAAAGUGGAAUAAAAUCCAUAAAACGAGAUUCAUCUGGUGGAUGAUCCUCCAGGAUCACGUCUUAAUAAACAAGAAUUGACUUUUGGUGAGUUUUUAAUUCUUUUAUUGUGACUUUGUUAGUAGUGUGUGUGUAGUUUUUGUGCUGGGAGCUAUGAAAGUCGUGAUGCAGUCAAUAAUUUGCCCCAAUAAGGUUACAUGUGUGAGUAUACUGUAUGUGGUGUUUACUUUUUGUUAAGAGUGUAUGAGUUUGAGGACAACUUGGCCGUUUGAUUAGCCCCCGGAGACGACGCAUUGCUAACGCUAGCCGCCAUUGCCAUGCUGACGUUAGCCUGCGAUUUGAUCUGAGGUGGAAUUCACCAAAUGUUCAGCGUGACUGUUCGUCCACACUGUUCAUCUGUUUGUUGUGACACUUCUUGACGUGGAAACGUUUUAGACAUUUUAGGUACGCCUGACAAUCAUUACUGUGUUUGUGAAACUAUUAUUUUAUUUGUGAAAAUGCAAUAAAGGCAGAUUUGUCAGUUUUUUCAGCAUCCAGACCACAUUAGACCAGGUCCAGUUUGAAAAACACUGCACCUAAACUCCUCGAAUCUGGCCUGGAUUUAUCCACAGACCAUGAAGGUUCAUGAAAACACGGUUUCUGAUUUGUGAAACCUUUAUUCUAUUUGUGAAAAUGCAAUAAAGGCAGAUUUCACCCUUUUUUCAGCAUAUAGACCACUUUAGACCAGGUCCACUUUGGCAUGUCAAGCUUUUAUGUCAGUCAGGUGGUACAAGAGCCCACAAAAGUGACGUCUGUCAUUUGACACAAACGACACGUUUCAGCAUCAUUGGUGUAAAUAUUGCCACUGUGUUUCCACAUCACACGGUUCUGUAAGAAAAUCCAUGGUGGUCGUUAGUCAACGUGAACAAUGCUAACGCUGUGGAAAUAUUGUCUCUCACUGCAAAAUCAUCCGUUUGUUAGAUCGCGACUGCAAAGCAUGGCGCCGCUGAAAGAUUAAUCACCUGCCGCGCGCCGCUGCUGCCACUGAACCUGAGAAUGGCGUCCAUGCUGAUAACAUCCUAAUUUAUUGUGCACGGGCUUCUAAGUCUCGGCACUUUCACAAUGCUCACUGCUUGUAUUCCGCGCUCUUAAUGACCUCACUAAAAACCUAAAGAAUGAAUGUAAAUUCCAGGAAGAGAAAGUCAUUAUCUCACAAUGAAACAGCUUGUGUGCAGGGAGUCAAGAGGACAGAUGGUUUUUAAUUGGAUAUGACGCAUGUGCAUGUCAUUUUUUGGAAGCUGUGGGACACAAAAAGUGAGCAAAAAACAUGAAGUGAAACAAAUACAGGUAUGAUUACAAAUAUUUUUAAAUGUUGGUCUGUGUCCAUUCCUAAUGUGUUUUGAAAAUGAGAGCCAAAAGGUAGCACCAAAUCUAUUUGUGGCGGGCUGUGUCCCGUCAUAUUGUUUGUGAGCGAGGGCCAACAGGUGGUGCCAAAUCUUUGUUGUGGUCUGAGUGUCAUUCUUAUGUGUGUAUGCGUGAGGGCGACCAGGUCACGCCAAUUCUUAUUUGUGGCGGGCUGUCCCACACUAUAAUGUGUUUGUGAGCGGGGGCGAACAGGUGGCAGCAAAUCUACUUGUGGGGGGCGGCCUGUGUCCAUUUCUAAUGUGUGUAUGCACCAGGUUGAUCAGGUAGUGCCAAAUCUAUUUGUGGCGGGCUGUGUCCCAUUGUGUUUGUGAGCGAGGGCCAAAAGGUAGUGUUGAAUCUAUUGCUGGCAAGCCAAAGGGCCAACGGGUGGCCCCAAAUCUAUUUGUGCAGCCCGUGUCCCAUUUAUGUGUUUUAUGAACAAGGGCGAACAGGUCGAACCAAAUGUAUUUGUGGCGGGCCAUGUCUCAUCAUGACUAUGAGCGAGGGCCAACAGGUAGCGCCAAAUGAAUUUGUGGCGGUCUAUGUCCCAUUAUGUGUUUACGAGCAAGGGCGAACAGGUAGUUCCAAAUCUAUUUGUGGCGGGCCACGCCACACCAUACUGUGUGAGCGAGGGCCAACAGGUAGCGUCAAAUCUAUUUGUGGCGGUCCAUGUUCCAUUAUAAUGUGUUUUAUGAGCGAGGGCCAACAGGUAGCACAAGUGAAUCACGGGAAACAGUGAUUGUUGUUGUUUUUAGCGUGCCAGUUUCUGUAAGAUUUGCAGAAGGGAAGCGUACGGGCAAAGUGGUUCCAUUUUGGUGCAGAUCUGGAUGAAGGUGCAGCUUAAGGCGUGUAUUCAGGAGUGCGGGAGGUCCACUUGAUGUGGUCGUGAUGUUUUGUUCUGGUUCUGGUGUCCACUGAGGCUUCCAAAGACCAAUGAAGCAGUGGACCAUUCAUCUUUUGGUCGCAUGACGAACAAGGAGCAGGAAAAAAGGGUGCAAAAACAGUUGAGGAUAAAACAGUGAAUUAAUUAGCAGCUUUAAUUGUGUGCUCUCCAAUUCCUAUCCUCUGCGGGCGUAAUUAAGAUGUUUAUUUGAACACAGUUUGCUGUUGAAGGAGGCAACACAGCUAAUUGGUAUUAUCGUGGAGUCACGCGCACGCCGCGGCUUUAUCAAGCGGCGGCUGCAGCGCCGGGUCAAUUACGCUCUUAACACAGAAAAGAGGACGUGUUUAAUGGAUUUGUAAGCGCAACAACGUUUAAAAGGCGCUUCUAAGGGGGUUACGUCCUCGGGAGGAACAUCCCCCACCCUGCUAUGCUCCCGGAUGGACGGGCGGGGAUUAGAUAGUGAUGAGCUUGCAUAAUUGUGCCGUUAAUUACCAGGAGAAGACAGGGGUUAUUGGCGGAAGAGCUCGUUUGGACCAUGAAAACGUGCUUUUAUUUUGUUGAUUUGAAUGUGCCUUGAUGGUUCUCCCCCGGCGGUUACGCGGCUUCACAAUGGAGACAAACAAGCUGACUAAUUAGAGCUCACAUCCCCAGGAUGUACGCACUGAAGAUACAAUUUGUCACCGUGCAAAAUCAUGCUCGUCCACGUCGUGUUGGGAGCUGCUGCUGCUGCUGCUGCUAAAGCGAUGAAGAGACCUGCCUGACUAAUGAUGCACCCUCGUUAAUGUCUUUUAUACAUUUUUUUAUAAUGGUAGACAUUGUGUGUAAUGUGUGCUUGAUCUUCCACUGCAAACACAUUCUAAGGAUUGGGGGGGAAGAAUACUUAAAUAUAGUAACAGCUUUCAAGUGCUUUCAUUACCAGCGCGUAUGCACGUCUUCAUGUGCAAAGCAUCACGUUAGCGCAACACAUCCAUCCCACUUUGACACGCUUUUAAUAAUACAUCCAAAUUUAGUUUCCUCUUUGGUACGCUUUCAAAGCCAACAGAAGAACGUAUCAACACAUUCAGAAGAUCCAGCGUUUGAAUUAUUGACAAAUAUGCAUUACUGUAGAUGCCUGCUUAUUGUGGAUGUGGUAACACUGAGAAAUGUCUUAUUUUGGGGCCCACAUAGUGAAAAAAUGAAAGCAUGGGACUUAAACUUGGAUAUUUUGUAAAGAUAUGCUAAGAAUUAUUAUGUUUGUAAUUAUGUAUUAUUGUACUACAAAUUGGAAGUGUAUUAUUUAUUUAUUUUUGCAUUUUCUUAUUUUUCUUUUGUUGUCUUGCCCUGAUUGCUUAUGACUUUAUUAUGAUUUUUGGAGAGCUUCUCGAAACGUGAAUUCCUUUUGGAGAUUAAUAAAGUAUCUAUCUGUAUUUCAUCUCAGCGUUG